UAGGUUUAAAAAAUCUCAUGGCAAAUGCGUUGGAUAUUGAUGUGAUGCGCUAUCGGUAUCCCGCGCUAUCCGGAACUAACCCCCAUUUAGAUUGUUACGCAGGUUAGUGAUGCUUAUGGAGUAAAUUAAAGUUAGCACUCUUUCAGCUUCCUAAAUUUUAAAUCCCCAAAGCAACUAAACAACUUCCCAUCCCCAUCAAAGACUCCAAACAUAUCUACUGCUUAACAUCGUUAGUACCCAUCCUCCCGAUUUCGGGGAAGCCGCCAUAGUAAACUUUCGGGAAACUUUAGUAAAUGGCACAAAAACCCCAAAAUUCCUCCAGAACUGGUAAAAUUCCCCUCUAUAAUCCCUUGUCGUAUCGUAGGACGCGAGGUGACCUUGUACUGACAUUUCAGUUUCAGUUUGGGAAGGACAGGAGGCUUGAUGGCCUGUGUUAGACCUGGCAAUAGUGUUCCCUCAGUUUAUCCAACUUUCUUUUGAAAGAAUCGUCGGAUGGAGCCUCAACCACGUGCUGAGGUAAUGAGUUCCACUCGACGAUUCGAUGGGAAAGUCGAUAGUCAGCUGACAAGUUGAUACAAGGAACGGAACAAUAAGUUUUCAUUUUCAAAUUCCAGUUGCUUAAGCAAUUUGAUUUGACUCGUGUCUCAGUGCUCCUUCUGUUCUAUAAAAUUUGAUCUUGGCUGUUGCCCAACAAAUGUCAGAUUAUGAUGAUGUUUUAUGUAGUUCUCUAAAACUCAAAUCUGGGCAAGGAAUAAAAAAAAAAAAGAAAAAGCAUAGCAAAAAGUUAGCACCAAACGAUCUCGAAGUGGCUGUCAAUACAUCUGAAGUGAAUUCAAACGAUGAAACUGUCAAGGAAGCGAAGAAUUCAAAGCCUAUAUAUGCAAAUCUAACUAAGUCUCAAGUAGAGUGGGAGAAACGUAGAGACAAACGUAUAUUGGAAUCUGUGCUGUCGAAGGCAGAUAAAUCGCAUAAACAAAGGAUAAUUGAAUUUAACAACUACCUGAGCACUCUCACUGAACACUUCGAUAUACAGAAAGUUUCUUGGACUAAAUAAUUUUCGAGUUCCACGCGUUAUAAGAUAUUCUGUAUAAUUUCAUAUAUUUAUCCACAUGUAUUUUGUCUCAGACUCUCAAAAUGUAAUUUCAUCGCUUCUUGUAAACAUUUGCGAAUUGUGUUUAACUGUAAUAAUAUAUAACUUAUUGCCUCAAUUUCAAUCAUCGGGUUCGAGCAUGGGUGUCACACAUUAAUAACAGGUAAGGGAUGAUGAUUUACCUUAUUUAUUACAUUCAUGUUCAUGUACUCUGUCACACAAACUGUAGCUCAAAGCUCCGAGUACAUAAAUCCAUACAUGGUUAAUAAACUAAAUCAUCAAUCGGCUUUGGGCCACGUCGUUUCUAUUGGGGCUAGUGAUACUAUCCCGUAACACAAAUCGAACUAGGCUGAUAAGUAUAUAAAAACGCUCACUGACUAAAAAUUGAGUAACCACUAUUCAACCACUUCACCGUUGCACUAUAAAGGUUAAUGUAGUUGUAAAAUUUCAACCAUGUUAUUUAUGUUCACUCCACUCAGGUACAGUAUAAUACGUACCAAACGAAUAAAUCGAGAAGAGUCUAGCGGCCAAAACAACACUAGGUCACUACUUUUGGUUUGCAUCAUGCAGAGAGAUUUAGACUAAUAAAAGAAACUGGAAUUCAUAAGUCCAGUUGAAGUGAGACUAUCUCGGAAAAAGACGACGCCCUCAUCUGCUCUCAGCCCAGACUUUUAGAACGAUGGGCUGAAUAUUUUAAGGAGCAGUUCAGCUGGUCUUCAGCUACUCUACAACUACCCUCCAUUCACAGACAGUGUGAAUGGAACAUUGAAGUAGGUCCCCCAACUCUAGCUAAAGUUCAAAAGGCCAUAGUUAAUUUGUUGCGAGGAAGGGCAGCUGGUCCAGAUGGAUUGGCUCCAGAGGUCUUUAAGGAUGGUGGUCCAAUUUUAGCGACUAGGUUGACUAAUAUUUUAGCUAAAAUCUGGGAGUUAGACGUUAUCCCAUCUAACUGGUCACAAUCACUUAUCGUCCCAAUAUAUAAGAGAGGGUCAUAAUUAUCCUGUGAAAAUAGAGGGCUUAGUUUGACUAACAGCACUUAAAAUACUAGCGUCAACAAUUAUCAGUCGCCUAAGAUUAGUAAACUACGAGCACGAAAAAAUCAGGCUGGCUUCAGACCUGGUCGUGGCUGCAUCGACCAUAUAUUCACCAUUCGUCAGGUUCUAGAACACAGGCAUACUUAUCGGCGUCCGACAAUGGUGGUCUUUCUUGGCUUAAAAGCAGCAUCUGACUCUGUAGACCGAGGGGUUCUGUGGAAGUGUCUGUCAUUGAAAGGCGUACCUCAGAAGUACAUAAACCUUGUGAAGGCUCUUUACUCGGACACUACCAGUCGGGUCAGAGAUUAUGGCGAACUGUCAUCUGCUUUUGCAAACUCAAGUGGUUUCCGACAAGACUGUCCGAUAUCUCCAUUUUUGUUCAACUUUAUCAUAGACCUACUGCUGAAAAUAACGUCGUCGACUAAAUUUUCAAGAAUCGAUCUUCCGGGAGGUUCAUUUGUCGACCUGGAAUACGCAGAUGAUAUAGUCCUGUUUGGUGAACACGUUGAUAAAAUGCAGUCUUGGUAGCGCUGAGCAACAAUACCAAUAUGUUUGUAAUGCGCUUCUCUCCCUGUAAAUGCAAGUUGUUGCUUCAGGAUUGGUCUGCGUCAACACCUGAAUUAAGGAUAGGGAGUGAAGUAGUCGACAACGUAACUAAUCUUGGAAGUCUUAUCAGCUCUAAUGAGUUGGUGUCUGCCGAAAUCUCUGCAUGUAUUAAGAAAGCUCGUUCGGCUUUCUCCAACUUACGUCACCUGUGGCGAAAACGAGAUAUCCGUCUAUCAAUAGAAGGACGAGUAUACUGCGCGGCAGUUCGUUCUGUCUUACUUUACGGCUGCGAAACGUGGCCAUUAAGAGUUGAAGAUGCCCGUAAAUCAGUUGAUGAGGUUGUUAAUCUUCAUCGACUGA
This is a messenger RNA of Schistosoma haematobium, 3027 nucleotides long. It is a transcript of the gene FAM32A, whose product is annotated as Protein fam32a. Bases 695 to 1054 code for a protein of 119 amino acids. Lineage: Eukaryota; Metazoa; Platyhelminthes; Trematoda; Strigeidida; Schistosomatidae. Gene Ontology annotation, cellular component: nucleolus. The transcript has 3 exons. The record is from RefSeq and is a predicted model, not a curated record.